UCAGCGCGGUCAGCUGGCGCUGGGGGGCCGCGCGCCCAGAGGGAUCCAGGGAGACUCUCCCUGUGGAGUCCCACGCGUCCCGGGACCCCCGCUGCCCUCCUUGGGAGCGGUCCCCAGCCUUCUGCUCUGCCCUCAGGGUUGGCUGGCCUCUCGGCCUGCCUUUUGCUCAGAACCCUGUGUCAUUUUCUCUCUCUCCCUGUCACUGUCUGCAUCUCUGUCCCCAUCUCUCAAUCUCAUGCUGAGUCUCUCUGUCUCCAGCUGCCUGUCACUGUCUUUGUGUCUCUGUGACUCUCAUUUCUUUUUUUCUGUCUCCUGCUCUCUCUGUGUGGGAUUCCUUGUCUCUCUGUCCCUGCCCUCCCUCUCCUAUCUGAACCCUGGUCUCUGUGUCCCUUAGGGCUUGUCAAAUCCUUCUCCCCAGGGUCACCAGGAGGAGAGCCGGGACUGGACACAAACCAGGGCUGGGACAAUGGCAGUGCCUAGUCUGUGGCCCUGGGGAGCAUGCCUGCCUGUGAUCUUCCUCUCGUUGGGAUUUGGCCUGGAUACAGUAGAGGUGUGUCCCAGCCUGGACAUUCGCUCUGAGGUGGCAGAGCUUCGUAGACUGGAGAACUGCAGCGUGGUGGAGGGCCACCUGCAGAUCCUGCUCAUGUUCACAGCCACCGGGGAGGACUUCCGCGGCCUCAGCUUCCCUCGCCUCACCCAGGUCACCGACUACCUGCUGCUCUUCCGUGUCUACGGACUGGAGAGCCUGCGCGACCUCUUCCCCAACCUAGCAGUCAUCCGCGGGACGCGCCUCUUCCUGGGCUACGCACUGGUCAUCUUUGAGAUGCCGCAUCUGCGUGACGUGGGACUACCUGCGCUUGGGGCCGUGCUGCGUGGGGCUGUGCGUGUGGAGAAGAACCAGGAACUCUGCCACCUCUCCACCAUUGACUGGGGACUGCUGCAGCCAGCACCUGGUGCCAACCACAUUGUGGGCAACAAGCUGGGCGAGGAGUGUGCUGACGUGUGCCCUGGUGUGCUGGGUGCUGCUGGCGAAUCCUGUGCCAAGACCACCUUCAGCGGGCACACUGACUACAGAUGCUGGACCUCCAGCCACUGCCAGAGAGUGUGCCCCUGCCCCCAUGGGCUGGCUUGCACAGCGAGGGGCGAGUGCUGCCACACCGAAUGCCUGGGGGGCUGCAGCCAGCCGGAAGACCCUCGUGCCUGUGUAGCUUGCCGCCACCUCUACUUCCAGGGUGCCUGCCUGUGGGCCUGCCCGCCAGGCACCUACCAGUAUGAGUCCUGGCGCUGUGUCACAGCUGAGCGCUGUGCCAGCCUGCGCUCUGUGCCCGGCCGCGCCUCCACCUUCGGCAUACACCAGGGCAGUUGCCUGGCCCAGUGCCCUUCUGGCUUCACCCGUAAUAGCAGCAGCAUAUUCUGCCACAAGUGCGAGGGGCUGUGCCCUAAAGAGUGCAAGGUAGGCACCAAGACCAUCGACUCCAUCCAGGCGGCACAGGAUCUGGUGGGCUGCACGCAUGUGGAGGGAAGCCUCAUCCUCAACCUUCGCCAGGGCUACAACCUGGAGCCGCAGCUGCAGCACAGCCUGGGGCUGGUAGAAACCAUUACUGGCUUCCUCAAAAUCAAGCACUCCUUUGCCCUCGUGUCCCUGGGCUUUUUCAAGAACCUCAAACUAAUUCGGGGAGACGCCAUGGUGGACGGGAACUACACUCUCUACGUGCUGGACAACCAGAACCUACAGCAGCUAGGGUCCUGGGUGGCCGCGGGGCUCACCAUUCCCGUGGGCAAGAUCUACUUCGCCUUCAACCCGCGCCUCUGCUUGGAGCACAUCUACCGACUGGAGGAGGUGACCGGCACACGAGGUCGGCAGAACAAGGCUGAGAUCAACCCCCGCACCAACGGAGACCGCGCCGCCUGCCAGACUCGCACCCUGCGCUUCGUGUCCAACGUGACGGAGGCAGACCGCAUCCUGCUACGCUGGGAGCGCUACGAGCCACUGGAGGCCCGCGACCUGCUCAGCUUCAUCGUGUACUACAAGGAGUCCCCAUUCCAGAAUGCCACAGAGCACGUGGGUCCAGAUGCUUGUGGAACCCAGAGCUGGAACCUGCUGGAUGUGGAGCUGCCCCUAAGCCGCACCCAGGAGCCAGGGGUGACCCUAGCCUCCCUCAAGCCUUGGACACAGUACGCAGUGUUUGUGCGGGCCAUAACGCUAACCACUGAUGAGGACAGCCCCCAUCAAGGAGCCCAGAGUCCCAUCGUCUACCUCCGAACGCUGCCUGCAGCUCCCACGGUGCCCCAGGACGUCAUCUCCACGUCCAACUCCUCCUCCCACCUCCUGGUGCGCUGGAAGCCACCCACCCAGCGCAACGGGAACCUCACCUACUACCUGGUGCUGUGGCAGCGGCUGGCAGAGGACGGCGACCUCUACCUCAAUGACUACUGCCACCGCGGCUUGCGGCUGCCCACCAGCAACAAUGACCCGCGCUUCGACCGCGAAGACGGAGAUCCUGAGGCAGAGAUGGAGUCCGGCUGCUGCCCUUGCCAGCACCCACCUCCUGGUCAGGUUCUGCCCCCGCUGGAGGCGCAAGAGGCCUCGUUCCAAAAGAAGUUUGAAAACUUUCUACACAACGCGAUCACCAUCCCCAAAUCCCCUUGGAAGGUGACGUCCAUCAACAAGAGCCCCCAAAGGGACUCCGGGCGGCACCGCCGGGCAACUGGGCCCCUCCGGCUGGGGGACAACAGCUCGGAUUUCGAGAUCCAGGAGGACAAGGUACCCCGUGAGCGAGCGGUGCUGAGCGGCCUGCGCCACUUCACGGAAUACCGAAUCGACAUCCAUGCCUGCAACCACGCGGCGCACACCGUGGGCUGCAGCGCCGCCACCUUCGUCUUUGCGCGCACCAUGCCCCACAGAGAGGCUGAUGGUAUUCCAGGAAAGGUGGCCUGGGAGGCCUCCAGCAAGAACAGUGUCCUCCUGCGCUGGCUCGAGCCACCAGACCCCAACGGACUCAUCCUCAAGUACGAAAUCAAGUACCGCCGCUUGGGAGAGGAGGCCACAGUGCUUUGUGUGUCCCGUCUUCGAUAUGCGAAGUUUGGGGGAGUCCACCUGGCCCUGCUGCCCCCUGGAAACUACUCUGCCAGGGUUAGGGCAACCUCACUGGCUGGCAAUGGCUCUUGGACAGACAGUGUUGCCUUCUACAUCCUUGGCCCAGAGGAGGAGGAUGCUGGGGGGCUGCAUGUCCUCCUCACUGCCACCCCUGUGGGGCUCAUGCUGCUCAUCGUUCUUGCUGCCCUUGGUUUCUUCUACGGCAAGAAGAGAAACAGAACCCUGUAUGCUUCUGUGAAUCCGGAGUACUUCAGCGCCUCUGAUAGUAGGUCUGGGAGUGGGUGGACAGGUGGUAUGGGAAAGGGAGACAGGAGAGGAGCAGAGACAGACAUCCAGGAGACCUUCUUGCAGAAGAUAGCCUUGGGACCGGAACCCUUCAGAAGAGAAGAGAAGUUGGCGGGUGAGGUGUGGCAGAGAGCGCAUCUUUGCUUUGCAACCCUCCAACUCUUUGCAGUGUACAUCCCUGAUGAGUGGGAGGUGCCUCGGGAGCAGAUCUCGAUAAUCCGGGAACUGGGCCAGGGCUCUUUUGGGAUGGUAUAUGAGGGCCUGGCACGAGGACUUGAGGCUGGAGAGGAGUCCACACCCGUGGCCCUGAAGACAGUGAAUGAGCUGGCCAGCCCACGGGAACGCAUUGAGUUCCUCAAGGAAGCUUCUGUCAUGAAAGCCUUCAAGUGUCACCAUGUGGUGCGUCUCUUGGGUGUGGUGUCUCAGGGCCAGCCAACUCUGGUCAUCAUGGAGUUAAUGACCCAUGGGGACCUCAAGAGCCAUCUUCGAUCUUUGCGGCCUGAGGCAGAGAACAACCCUGGGCUCCCACAGCCAGCAUUGGGGGAAAUGAUCCAGAUGGCUGGUGAGAUUGCAGACGGCAUGGCCUACCUUGCUGCCAACAAGUUUGUGCACCGAGAUCUAGCAGCCCGCAACUGCAUGGUGUCCCAGGAUUUCACCGUCAAGAUCGGGGACUUCGGGAUGACUCGAGACGUGUAUGAGACAGACUAUUACCGCAAGGGUGGGAAGGGGCUGCUGCCCGUGCGCUGGAUGGCCCCUGAGUCCCUCAAAGAUGGGAUCUUCACCACCCACUCGGAUGUCUGGUCCUUCGGUGUGGUACUCUGGGAGAUUGUGACCCUGGCUGAACAACCCUACCAGGGCCUGUCCAAUGAGCAGGUGCUCAAGUUCGUCAUGGAUGGCGGGGUCCUGGAGGAGCUGGAGGGCUGUCCCCUUCAGCUGCAUAAUGGCCCACGAUCCCCACUCCUACCAACUGACCCUCAGUGCAGGAGGCUGAGAGUGCGGCAGGGGCUCCCGGAUGCCUCUGACCCUGCUCCCCACACCCACCAGGCAGGAGCUGAUGAGCCGCUGCUGGCAGCCGAACCCACGCCUGCGCCCAUCUUUCACGCACAUUCUGGACAGCAUACAGGAGGAGCUUCGGCCCUCCUUCCGCCUCCUCUCCUUCUACUACAGCUCGGAGUGCCAGGGGGCCCGGGGCUCCCUGCCUCCCACCGAUGCAGAACCUGACUCCUCACCCACCCCAAGAGGGGCUUCAUCAGACUGCAGCCCUCAAAAUGGGGGUCCAGGGCACUGAGGGGCACCCCAUUCCCUGGCUGGCUGGCCUCCCAUGGGGAGAGAGGAAGGGACCCGACCUCUGUGGCUGAGACGUCUGAAUGUUCAUCCCCACCCCCACUCAUGGCAAGGGGUGGCCGAGGGUGGGGCAGAGAACAGGAGCAGGGAAGGCUGUGGGGGUGGGCAGAGGGGUCUCACCAUAGGAGCUUCUCAGACUCUGAGUCCCUCGGGGGAAAGCAAGCAGGGGCAAAGCCAGAGGAGUGGAGAUCAGGCCAGGGACAGACAUCCUGCCCUCAGAGAAAGGGACCCCACUCAGACUAGGAAGAGGGGACCCGCCCACCCUAGAGGUCCUGCCCCUCAGUUUGGGGUCUCCUGUGGACAGGUAGGGCCAUCGACAUGUUUGAAAUUAGAUGAGCAAUCAGAAGCAGGCCUGGGGCGCUCUCCAUGCAUGUGUGGGAGGCGGGGUGGGGGGUUCACAUGACUCCCUUGCUUGCCACUGCUUUUCAACUCCUCCCCUUAGCUCCACUGACCAGGUGGCAUGGGGAGAAUCCAAGGGCCUGGGGAGUGGUUCCCAGCCUGCCUGCCCUCACCUCCUCCUCUCCUCUUGCCCUGCCCAGGGCUCCCCAAGCUUGGUGCUCCUUCCUCCUAUCUUCCAGGGGCAUCCCUUGGAGUAUGGUCACCCUUUCUCCAGUCCCUCCCCUCAAUGAUUAGCCCUGGAUGCUUAAGGCUUUCAGAGCCUGGUCUUCCUCCCUCCCCUCACCCUCGCCCAGCCCUGCCCCCACCCCUGCCUCUCAUGGGAAGACUGGAGAAGGCGCAAUAAAUGCCGAGGCCUGUUUGUACCCUGGUCCCAGGCAGCCAUUA
This is a messenger RNA of Macaca mulatta (Rhesus monkey), 5509 nucleotides long. Lineage: Eukaryota; Metazoa; Chordata; Mammalia; Primates; Cercopithecidae. The record is from RefSeq and is a predicted model, not a curated record.